AUUAACUCCCUGACGGCCACGACCGGCGCCUUGCCCCAUUUUUCUGGGACUACUCCACGUGCGAUCAUGUUCUUAACGCCUUUGCUGAUUCUUGUCUCGGCUGUAAAAGUUCAAGGGUUAUGUGGGGACAGUAUACGCUGGUCCCACCAUUUCAACAUGGAUGACGUCUACGGACUCUGGUACGGGGUUGGGUACGCUCAGCACACACCUGACAUGACUAACCAGCCCAAUGAGAUCGGCUGCGUCACCUUAUACAUAACAGAUGUUACGACAGAAUCUCAAAAUGACUGGCUCGACUGGUCGAUAAUAAGAAGGAAUUACACGGACCAGAAUUGGAAAUCCUACAAAAGUAAUCCUUGGUCUGGUACCUCCAUGUCCGGGUCCUGGAUGGAUAUAAGAAUAAAAAGGAAGAUGAAAAGAAAUAUAUAUGACGAGAAACGCGUGAGGGUGAUGUGGGAUGAAGACGGUCAGACUAUAGAACAAACAUACAAUUAUUCGCCAGACGCACCAGGACUUUGGACGGUUGAGCAGAGGACUGCUUUGGAAAAGGAAAUGAUUGCUAGAGGAAUAGAUUUAUGGUACCCAAACGAACCGCCCAAACAUCCGCAAGCUGUUCGAAUUUUGAAAGUAACUCCACAGAUGCUGAUCAUUAAUCAUUGCUCCGAGAUAGGUGAUGGUGGAAUUUUCUCUUUGGUCUUGAGGAGGCUGCCCUCGAGGAUGAAUAAAUGGGAGUGGUAUGAUCUUCAGAAGCAGUUCUUUAGCUAUGACUUGCCCCCUACACAUCGGUACACAGCGGUUUGCGACGGUUGCGUGCAAAUGAGCUCAUUGAUAUUUAUCUCAUUAUGUGUGACAAUGUCAGUACUGUUAUAAAUAAGUAUGUUGUCAUAGUUUGAAUAAUUUAAUUCUGUAUUUAUAAAUGUUAUGUUAACAUUAAUGUGUAUGUGUAUCAUGUAUGUAUUGCGUAGUUAUACGGUAUAAUAUACUUACUUAUUUACUAAUAAAACCAGCUU
Molecule: messenger RNA, 1010 nt
Organism: Manduca sexta (tobacco hornworm)
Lineage: Eukaryota; Metazoa; Arthropoda; Insecta; Lepidoptera; Sphingidae
Exons: 3
Coding region: 67-870 (267 amino acids)
Source: RefSeq, a predicted model, not a curated record